This is a messenger RNA of Eremomyces bilateralis CBS 781.70, 2697 nucleotides long. RefSeq names its product phosphate metabolism protein 7. The coding region runs from base 1 to 2697 and encodes 898 amino acids. Gene Ontology annotation, molecular function: calcium-activated cation channel activity. Gene Ontology annotation, cellular component: plasma membrane. The transcript is spliced from 4 exons. The record is from RefSeq and is a predicted model, not a curated record. NCBI's taxonomy places the organism in Eukaryota, Fungi, Ascomycota, Dothideomycetes, Eremomycetales, Eremomycetaceae.
AUGUCUUUCCACGCCUUGAUUGCUCGGCAAUCCGGCCAACCAGGCGAAAAUCGCGACCAACCUGAGUCUUCGUCUCUCUCCGCUUUCAUCUCGACGCUCAUUCCCACUCUCGCCCUUGCGGUCCUCUAUCUCGUAAUCUUCGCCAUUGCCCGCAAGAGUUAUGUGCAGUUGUACCGCCCGCGUACGUACAACCAUGCGCUCCGGAAAGACCAGCGGACCCCGACGUCCAAAUGGUCCUUUUUCUCGUGGAUCACCGACGUCACCAAGACGCAAGACCUGUUCAUCUUGAAUCACCAGUCGCUCGAUUCGUACCUCUAUGUCCGAUGGUUUAAGAUCAUGGGCGUCAUGUGCGUCGUGGGGAUGUGCAUCACGUGGCCGGUGCUUUUCCCCGUCAAUGCCACCGGCGGCGGCGGGAGACAGCAGUUGGAUAUCCUCAACUUUGGUAAUGUCGUGAACGCGAACCGAUUUUGGGCGCACGCAGGAUGCGCAUGGCUCUUCGUCGGUUUCGUGCUCUUCCUCAUCACUCGGGAGACGGUCUACUUCAUCAACCUCCGUCAAGCAUAUCUCCUGACCCCAUGGAACUCCAGCCGCAUCUCCUCCCGCACUGUCCUGUUCACUUCCGUUCCGGAAAGCUACCUCGAUGAGGCCAAGUUGCGUGCUAUCUUCCCCCUUAUCAAAAAUAUCUGGUUCGCGACCGACUGCAAGAAACUCGAAGAGAAAGUCGGGGAUCUGGAUAAGGCGGUUUUCAAGCUCGAGGGUGCCGAAACGACCCUGAUCACCAAAGGCAAGGAUCGCCCGACCCAUCGCUUGAAGCCUCUCAUCGGACACAAAGUCGAUACCAUCGACUGGUCCUGUCAGCAGAUCUCUGAGCUGGUCCCGGUCAUUGAGACCGAUGUCCAGAGUCGUAUUACCGGAGAUGUCAAGAAGCAACCUGCCGUCUUCAUCGAGUUUGAUAGCCAGAUUGCUGCCCAGGCCGCCUUCGGCAUGGUUACUCAUCAUGUUGCGAAACAGAUGGAGCCCAGGCAAUGGGGCAUUUCCCCGGACGAUAUCAUCUGGAGUAACCUGAGCAUGCCUUCGUAUCAGCGAACGGUCCGGUACAUCAUUGUCACGGCUGCCAUUUGCGCUUUGAUUAUUUUCUGGGCCAUCCCGGUUGCCCUGGUCGGUAUCAUCAGCAACGUCAACUACCUCACAGAAAACGUAGCGUUCUUACGAUGGAUCAAUGAUAUCCCAGACGUCAUUCUCGGUGUUGUCACCGGCCUGUUGCCAGUCGUGUUGUUGGCAGUGCUCAUGUCUCUUGUCCCCGUCAUUUGCCGAUUACUGUCCAAAAUUGCGGGAGCUGUCACCCUGUCCGAAGUGGAACUCCAGACCCAAAACUGGUACUUUGCCUUCCAAGUCAUCCAGGUCUUCCUCGUCACGACCUUUACCUCCGGCGCAACUGCCGUGGCCAGCCAAAUCGUUUCGAAACCCGCGAGCGCAAUCCCCCUGCUUGCGGAGAACUUGCCCGCCGCGUCCAACUUUUACAUUUCGUACUUCAUUCUGUACGGUGUGGCCAAUUCCACCGGCUACCUUCUCCAAAUCGUCAGCCUGGCUCUCUCCGUGGUCCUGUAUCCCUUCCUCGACAAGACUCCGCGCAAAAAGUUCAACCGCUACCUGAUCAUGCCCAGUAUUGCGUGGGGCUCUUCGUACCCUGUCUUCACCAACUUCGGCGUCAUUAUCAUCUCCUAUUCCUGCAUCGCGCCCUUGGUCCUCGGCUUCGCCGCCAUCGGCUUCGGCACGCUAUACUUUGCUUAUCGGUACAACUUCCUGUACGUCUACGACGCGAAGAUCGAUACCAAAGGUGCCGCCUACGCGCAAGCCCUGCAACAUCUCUUCGUCGGUCUCUACAUCUUCGAGCUCUGUCUCAUCGGCCUCCUCGCCAUCAAAGCCAGCGACCAGCCCUCCGGCAGCGGCCCGCUUGUCGUCGUCAUCAUCCUCCUUGUCGGUACCGUGCUCUACCACAUCUCCAUGCGCAGCACCUUCUCCGCUCUCAAGUCCUCCCUGCCACGUACCCUCCUCUUCGAGUCCGCCGAGGAAUACCCCGUCUCCACUACUUCUGAUCUCGAGCGCGGCCACGGUGGCCCCUCAACCGACAGCGGUCCCGUCAACAGCGGUCCCAUCAACGGAGAGGAUUCCACUGCUGACGGUCUCCCCAUCGUCGUCAAGGAAGCCACCCCGCCUGCCACCGGCGCCAUCACCCCCGCCUCCAUCGGCGCACACCCCACGCACAUCAACCACCUCGCCGCCGGCCCCCUCCCACCCACCGGUCUCAAAGGCCGCAUCCACUCCUUCUUCUUUCCCAAAUCUAUCUCCAGCGCCUCCAUCGCCGCGACGCUCGACCCGCUCUUCCAGUCGCCCGUGCCCGCCUACCCGGCGCACCUCGCGCGCACCGCCUUCUACCACCCGGCCAUCAAUCACGGGCGACCAGUCGUCUGGAUCCCGCGCGACGCCAACGGUGUGAGCGACCAGGAAGUGGAGAAGUGCCAAGCGAAGGUGGGGGAGUGGGCGGAGGUGACGAACCGCGGGGCGUGGGUGGACGCAAAGGGGAAGGUGCAAUGGGGCACGUUGGAGGAUAAGGAGGGUAAUGCGUGGGACGAUGUGGAGGGGAAGCAGGUCCGCGCGAUGCCGGUGUGGGGGGAGGAGAAGGAGGUGGUGUGGUGA